This is a messenger RNA of Volvox carteri f. nagariensis, 672 nucleotides long. RefSeq lists its product as uncharacterized. Lineage: Eukaryota; Viridiplantae; Chlorophyta; Chlorophyceae; Chlamydomonadales; Volvocaceae. The transcript has 5 exons. Bases 1 to 672 code for a protein of 223 amino acids. The record is from RefSeq and is a predicted model, not a curated record. Gene Ontology annotation, molecular function: peptidyl-tRNA hydrolase activity.
AUGUGCACAUCACCAAGCGUUGCCUCUUUGCCGCCUUCCAAACGGCGAAGGUUGCACCAUGUCGCCGCUGGCUCGCCAUCCGCUCAGGCAGCAGUGACCACAGCUCCCAGGACCGCAGCGGGCGCCAAACCACAGUCAAAGCCGCAGACGACUAAGUCCCAGGAGGACGGCUUGUGGCUCAUCGUGGGGCUGGGUAACCCGGGCUCGAACUACGAUGAAACACGUCAUAACGUGGGUUUUAUGGUAAUCGACGAGCUUGCUCGCCAGGCGGGUAUCGACUGCCGCAAGCUUGAGAAGAGCGCCGCAGUGGGCAAGGGGGAGGUGCAUGGCAAGCAGGUGCUGCUGGUGAAGCCGGUGACCUUCAUGAAUAACUCUGGGGAGAGCGUGGCGGCCCUGGCCAAGUUCUACCGGGUGCCCCCGAGCAGGGUGCUGGUGGUGUCAGAUGACCUGGACCAGCCGGUGGCGCAGGUGCGGAUCCGCGCUAAGGGCGGCCACGGCGGCCACAACGGCCUGAGGUCCAUCAUCGACCGGAUGGGGGGCGCACAGGACUUCCCCCGGAUUAAGGUGGGCAUCGGACGGCCCUCCGGCCCCAUGCCCAUCGCCACGUAUGUGCUGCAGCCCUUCAGUAAAGCGGAGCGACCGGAUAUCGACCUCGCUGUGCAGGUGGAUUGA